This is a messenger RNA of Rotaria sp. Silwood1, 1266 nucleotides long. Lineage: Eukaryota; Metazoa; Rotifera; Eurotatoria; Philodinida; Philodinidae. The record is from the annotation of a GenBank genome assembly.
AUGCCUUUAACACAUCCGAAUAUAACAAUUAUUCUUGCUUAUAUUGUUAUUGGAUUAGCUUUAAGUGCAAUUAUAUUUAUUGUACUUUCAAUAAGUACUACUCAUUGGAUACAUACAAUACAUAUGCGAGCUGGAUUUUGGAAACUGUGUCAUUUACAACCAUUGGCAUGUUUUCAUUCUGUUUUACGUUCGCCAGCUGCUUUAUCAUUAACUGGACUGUUUUUAAUUGUUAUCGAAUCUGACAAUAAAGAUUUGUCUAUUGAUAUGUCAACAAAAUUAUUAAAUAAAAUAUCUGGUCUAUCAUCAUCAACUAUUUUAUUAAGUGAUUCACCAUCAUCAUUAAAAGAAUCUGGACAAACAGCAGUUAAUAAACGUGUUGUUAAAUCAUGUUUUUUCUCCACAGUUAUAUUUUCAAUAAAUUUUAUUUCAUCAAUUCUUGUUAUUAAUUUAGCGAAAUGGAUUUAUGUUAAACAUCAUUUUCCUAAUUUAACAUUAACAACAUUAAAUUUUUUUGUAACUUUUUUUCUUUUGAUUGCUUGUAUGCAAGCAAAAGUAUUUACUUAUGCUAAAUUACCAAUUUUUAAUAUGAUUCCUGUAUCCGCCUGUUUUGGUGGCUUUAUCGCAUUCAGUAAUCUUUCACUUCAAUAUAAUACUGUUGGUACAUAUCAACUUAUUAAAUUGCAAGUAACACCAACUGUGAUGGUGAUUAGUUGGUUAUUUUUUAAAGCACACUAUCCAUUACCAAUUGUAAUUUCAUUCAUUCCGGUUUUUGUUGGAACAUUAAUUAGUACUUAUUAUGAUUUACAAUUGAAUGUAUUUGGUCUUUUUUGUGCUGUUACAUCUGUAGUAUUUACUGCUAUGUAUCAAAUACUUGUUGAGUAUUAUCAAAAAGCAUACAAUUGUGAUUCAUUACAGUUAUUAUUUUAUCAAGCUCCACUUUCUGGUCUAUUACUAUUAUUUUUUGUACCAUUUUUUGAACCAAUAUCGGAUUUAGAUAAAUUUAUGACAACUGAUAUUAUUUUUUUAAUAUUACUUUGUGGUGUUGUUGCAUUUUUUGUUAAUUUUAGUAUUUUUUGGGUUAUUGGAAAUUUAUCAGCUGUUGCAUAUAAUAUGAUUGGACAUUCGAAAACAUUAUUAAUUAUAUUUAUUGGUUCAUUUAUAUUUCAUGAACCACUUAAUCAAAGGCAAAUAUUUGGUUUAUGUUUUACAAUGCUUGGAGUUUUUCUUUAUACAUAUUUUAAAUAUAUUAGAAAAGCAGAUAAAUAA